AUACAAAUUUGGAUUGGAUUUCUAUCCACAAACUAUGUGGACAAGGAAAGAAAAUACGGGCUUGAUUCUAGAUUUCAGAAGACAAAAGUUAAGUAAUAGCUAUGCACUCUGCUGCAAAAUGCCUACUGAAUUCCCCUGCAACACCUCCAAACCAGCAAAUUCAUGCAUUGCCUACCACAUCCCCUCCAUGCAUCCCCAAGAAUUUGCCAAAACUAUCACGUAGAGAGCUCGCAAUCUGCACGAAAUCAUCGAUUCUACUGGUGCUAGGUUCUCAAGCACAGCAACAAUUUCUAUUGCCAAGGGCUAGAGCAGAAGAAGAAAAUGCCUCAGCCAAUGAAACAAAUAUUGCCUUACCUGAAGCAGAGAGCUCAAACAGUCUUACAAAUUUACAAGAAAUUCCUACUACAACCGAAUCAAGCGUUCCAACAGCUAUCGAAGAAAAUUCUACUACAACUGAAUCAAAUGCUGCAUUACAAGAGACAGACAGUGCUACAACAACUGUAGAAGAGAAUCAAGAAAAUGCUACGACACAGGAAUCAGAAAGCGCGGAAAAUACCUUCACUAGUGAUGGCUGCAGUGAUCAGAGAAUAAAAAAGCGAGCAUUUUUUGAUGUGUCAGUUAGUGGAGAGCCUAUUGGAAGAAUCAUCAUUGGACUAUACGAUAACAAUGCCCCGAUAACCACUAGCAGAUUUAGUAAGGUCAUUAGUGGUGCUGCUGGUAUAAGUUAUAGGAGAAAAGAGUUUGUCAAAAUUCUACCAAAUUACGUGCAACAUGGGGGAAUCAGAUCAUAUGGUGUAGAUGCUGAACUGGCACAGAAGACGGGCAGUAGUUUGUCGAAUGACAGGCUCAUUGCUGAGCUAGAGAAGGCGAAUGAGAGGUGCCCCGGAACCAAGAAUGUGGCUAAAAGUGUCAGCAUUAUAGUGAAAGAUCCGCUGAAGCCACCUCCGAAAGUUAAGCUGGUUGCACGAAAUGGUAAACUAGAGGUUGAUGAGGAAGAGGUGGGGAAGGAUCCGAAUGGGACGGAGUUUGUCAUUUGCACCAAGGAUUCACCGGAGCUGGAUGCGUCUAAUCUUGUGGUGGGAAGAGUAUUGGAAGGCAUGGAAGUUGUGGAAAAGAUUGGACAAGUCAAGACAGUGCAAGAGAACACCACUUCUCCUUAUUUCAGGACAGCAAAGUUAAUCGGAGAUAAAAGAGCUGUUGUUGCAGAGAGGGGGUUCAAUCGUCCAUACUCCAAAGUGAUUGUCACUAAUUGUGGCUUGAUGGAAUGAAAAUGCUGCUCAAAUUCUUGAUUUCUUCAUGUUUUCAGAGCUGAAAUAGAAUUACGAUAACGAGUAGUUAUGGACUUAUUUUUGUUUGUAGAAUCAACAUUCUCUCAGCCAAUGCAGGGUUUUUUGGGACCAAACGUUUGGUUAUUCUCUUGUGAGUUUACACAAUGCUUUGUAAAACUUUGUUUUCAAGAACUUGAUCCAUGUAUUAGUAGCAGUAAGCUGCUGCGCAAGUAUAUUAUUUCAAUUUUAAGUACCAUCUUCGCUCC
Messenger RNA from Daucus carota subsp. sativus, 1534 nucleotides. RefSeq names its product peptidyl-prolyl cis-trans isomerase CYP26-2, chloroplastic. The record is from RefSeq and is a predicted model, not a curated record. The coding region runs from base 102 to 1268 and encodes 388 amino acids. Lineage: Eukaryota; Viridiplantae; Streptophyta; Magnoliopsida; Apiales; Apiaceae. The transcript has 2 exons. Gene Ontology annotation, cellular component: chloroplast. Gene Ontology annotation, biological process: protein peptidyl-prolyl isomerization. Gene Ontology annotation, molecular function: peptidyl-prolyl cis-trans isomerase activity.